Dicrocoelium dendriticum is the source of this 486-nucleotide messenger RNA. The record is from the annotation of a GenBank genome assembly. Lineage: Eukaryota; Metazoa; Platyhelminthes; Trematoda; Plagiorchiida; Dicrocoeliidae.
AUGAAAGUUACGGUUCAAGUGACCAGCCCCGUUGAUUCUUUUUCCCCUCCGCCCUCUCCUAUGCUACGACACGUGCUAUCCUCUCGUGUCCUUCACGCUCUUUCAGUCCCACAUGCAAGGCAUAAAAGAGGCGUCUUUAGAACCCAAUCUUGGCUACUCGCGAUUUUGGUCGCUUUCACGAUCUUCCUGUUCUGGUUUUCCCACAACUAUGCCACUUUCUUCCGCAAGGAUUCGUUAACAAAUGUAGCCUCGUAUCCAUUUUCCAGUCUGCCCACUUCAUCCGAACUCAAACCGUAUAAAGAUGAACCUCCGACUUACUCCGGCAGCUCUUUCGGAGUGGUGUUUGAUGCGGGUAGCACCGGGUCCCGUGUGCAUGUUUUUCAAUUCAGAAGGCUAACCUCAGGUAAAUUCUCUUACAUCUCCCUGCAGCUAGUUACACCUUUUGCCUUUGCUUCAUUGAUUGUACGAUCGCGUUUGGUCCAGUAA